This is a messenger RNA of Carassius carassius (crucian carp), 3932 nucleotides long. RefSeq names its product junction plakoglobin-like. Gene Ontology annotation, cellular component: catenin complex; adherens junction. Lineage: Eukaryota; Metazoa; Chordata; Actinopteri; Cypriniformes; Cyprinidae. The coding region runs from base 221 to 2422 and encodes 733 amino acids. The record is from RefSeq and is a predicted model, not a curated record. Gene Ontology annotation, molecular function: protein phosphatase binding; cadherin binding; alpha-catenin binding. Gene Ontology annotation, biological process: cell adhesion; positive regulation of transcription by RNA polymerase II. The transcript is spliced from 16 exons.
UGUAGUAUCGGGGGCGGAGCUCUGGAGGAGACUUUGCCCUCUCUCCCCAAAGCACAUUGUUCACCCUCAUCUGAAUGCGAGAGAAAGUGUCGCUCUCUCUGGAACUCUGUGCGCUGGGGAAAACUAAAAGACUCUUGGAUCGCUGUCAGCAGCAGUGUUUGGAGACGAGCGUUUAAAGGUUUUACUUUUGGACUGUUUGGUUUGAGUCCAGGAAGCCAAAAUGGAAAUGCACAUGGCAGAAGCCCCAGGAUCAAUGAAGGUCACAGAGUGGCAGCAGUCGUAUUAUGGGACAGAUUCAGGCAUCCAGUCAGGAGCCGCUACGGUUCGCUCAGAUGAAGAUGGAACAGAGUACAGCAGCAAGAAAUUCACCUACAGCGCCACAUUCACAGAGAACCCUGCAGACGUGGAGUCUCAAUAUAACAUGACUCGGACCCAGCGCAUACGAGCGGCCAUGUUUCCUGAGACAGUGAUGGAGGGAACGGCCGUCCUUUCCACACAGAUGGAUCCGUCCCAGCAGACCAAUGUACAGAAGCUGGCCGAACCGUCUCAGCAGCUCAAAGCCGCCAUCAUUCAUCUCAUCAACUACCAGGACGACGCCGAACUCGCCACCCGUGCCAUUCCAGAGCUCACCAAACUCCUCAACGAUGAGGACCAGGUCGUGGUGAAUAAGGCAGCAAUGAUCGUGAACCAGCUGACCCGCAAGGAUGCGUCCCGCCGGGCUCUGAUGCAGUCCCCGCAGAUGGUGGCCGCUGUCGUGAGAGCCAUGCAGAACACGUCUGACAUGGAGACGACCCGCGCCACAGCCAGCAUCCUGCACAACCUUUCACACCAGCGCGAGGGGCUGCUCGCCAUCUUCAAAUCAGGAGGCAUUCCCGCUCUGGUGCGCAUGCUGAGCUCUCCGAUGGAUUCGGUUCUUUUCUAUGCCAUCACCACCCUGCACAACCUGCUUCUGCAUCAGGAGGGAGCCAAGAUGGCGGUGCGUCUGGCAGACGGUCUGCAGAGGAUGGUUCCCCUGCUGAAGAAAAGCAACAACAAGUUUCUGGCCAUCACCACAGACUGCCUACAGCUGCUUUCCUAUGGCAACCAGGAGAGCAAGCUAAUUAUCCUGGCUAACGGUGGCCCUGAGGGUCUGGUGAACAUCAUGAGGACCAGUAACUAUGAGAAGCUGCUGUGGACCACUAGCCGUGUGCUCAAAGUGCUCUCAGUCUGUCCUAGUAACAAACCCGCUAUUGUAGAUGCUGGUGGAAUGCAGGCUCUUGGUAAGCAUCUCAGUAAGAACAGCUCUGGUCAGCGUCUGACGCAAAACUGCCUGUGGACCUUGAGAAACUUGUCAGAUGCUGCAACCAAACAGGACGGUAUGGAAAAUCUGCUCCAAGUGCUGGUCGGCCUGCUGUCCUCUGAUGACAUCAACAUGCUGACCUGUGCCACAGGCAUCCUGUCCAACCUCACCUGCAACAACACACGCAACAAAACACAGGUGACCCAGAGUAACGGCGUGGAGGCUCUGAUUCACACCAUCCUGAGGGCCGGAUCAAAACAAGACGUGAUCGAGCCAGCUGUCUGCGCCCUGCGUCACCUGACCAGCCGGCAUCCAGAGGCCGAGGCCGCGCAGAAUGCCGUUCGAACGUAUUACGGCAUCCCAGCUAUUGUCAAACUGCUCAAUCAGCCCUACUACUGGCCAGUCAUAAAGGCUGUGGUUGGUCUGAUCCGUAACCUGGCACUGUGUCCAGCCAAUCAGACUCCUUUGAGAGAUGCCGAAGCCAUUCCCAAACUGGUCACUUUGCUUACGAAAGCUCAUCAAGAUGCACAGAAACACGGUUCAUCUGCUCAACAAUCAUACCAGGAUGGAGUGAGAAUGGAGGAGAUUGUGGAGGGCUGCACUGGUGCUCUGCAAAUCAUGGCCAGAGAUCCUGUUAACAAAGUCACCAUCGCCAGCAUGGACACCAUUCCUCUGUUUGUUCAGCUGUUGUAUUCUCCACUGGAUAACGUCAAGCGUGUGACAGCUGGAGUUUUGUGUGAACUGGCUCUGGACAAACAGUCGGCUGAGAUCAUUGAUUCUGAAGGAGCCAGUGCUCCUCUCAUGGAGCUCCUUCACUCCAGCAACGAAGGGAUUGCCACCUAUGCUGCUGCGGUUCUCUUCAGAAUUUCUGAGGACAAAAACCCAGACUAUAAGAAACGAGUAUCAGUGGAGCUCACGCACUCGCUCUUCAAACACGACCCUGCUGCUUGGGAGAUGGCACACAACACCAUGAUGGAACCAGGUCUUCCAGAGGAUGAGCUUGAUGGAUACGGCCCUGUGGGAUAUCAAGGAUACCCUGACGGCAUGCAUAUGGACGGUAUGCAGCUAGAUCCAGAAAUGCCAGAGGAUUUUGUGCAAGGCAUGACUUACAACUCCAUGCCCAGAGGCUACCCAGAGUACUAACAGCCACUGAAAGAGGGUUAUAAAAAAUACAAGCGACAGACACUCCUGGUGGUUUUGUUUCCGUCGCUGGAUGCCUGUGGUCCAUUAUUGGCAAACACACACUUACACUGCUGUAAUAUAUGCAAUUCUCACUGUGCUGCGGGAGGCAGAAUCCAGCACAACUUUAACCUGCCUUUAUAAAAGGAUGACAGCAUGAUGCAAUUUACACGUCUUUUUGUAGAAAAUGUUAUAUUUUAGUGUUUCUUAUGGGUGCAUUAAUACAUUGUUGGUAAGAGGACUGGUUAACUAACUAUGCCAAAGAGAUUUUAUUAUAAUAUUUUAUAAUGAUAAUCAAGUUGCUUUUUAUAGUAAAACUGAUCAAUGAUUUAGACUUGUGAUCUCACAAUAACUGAGCUUUAUAGCUUCGUUCCCGGUGGGGAUCAGCUUUUGUGAGAGUCCCAUGCUAAGACUGUCGAAUACUGGAGUUUUUACAUGUUAACUUUUUCUCACUUGUUUUUUUUUUUUCACUCCAUAUAUUUGUUCCACUAAAAUCGUCUUAAUGUAUAGACAAGGAAAUACUGAUUUUGUUUGUUUUGCAUUGCAAUGUGUAUGGAGAUUUUUUUAUUUGAAUGAUAAAUGCUGUGCUGAUUGAAAGGGACUAAUGUUUAACCAAACAAUUAAACCUUGAGCGUUUUAAAAACUAGCUUCACAUUUGUUCAACUACUAACUACUCUUAGAAUGCAAGCAGAACAGACAAAGGGAUUCUUUGCAGCGUUUUUACUUCUCACUUUGUCCAAAAAAAAUACAAAUAAAAUCAUGUUAACUAAUGCUUUGUGACGAGCUUAAUUUGGACUGGGGGUUGAAAUGGUUUUAAAGGUCUUCCGUGUUGUUUUUCUUCAUUUGGUUUAAUAAAAAUACAAUAAAUAAAUAGUACACCUAGAAAUGAAGAUUUGUUUUCUUGUUGGAACUGAUUUGGAAAAAUAUUUGCAUUAAAUCGCUUGUUCACCAAGGGAUCCACUGCAGUGAAUGGGUGCCAUCAGAAUGACAGCAGAUAAAGCUAAGAACAACACAAUCCACACAAUAGAAGUUAUGGAUUUGUUCAUUACAAACGCACAGCCUUUUACUUCACGAGUUGUAUGGAUUAAUGUGAUGAGCGGACCCCGCUCAUUCUGACGGCACCCAUUCACUACAGAGGAUUCACUGCUGAGCAAGUGACACAAGGCUAAAUUUAUCCAAAUCUUUUCGAAGAAACCAACUUAUCUACAUUUAGGAAGGCCUUUUAUUUUUGGUUUGUGUGAAGCCAAAUUGUUGGUCAAAAUACAAGUGAAAUUAAGAAGCAGAUUUAAAACACCUACUGAUUGAUUUUGAGAGAUACAAUUAAAAGAGUAACUCAUUCUGCUUUAUUAAAAGUGUACAUCCCACCCCAAACCAUUACAAAGCUGAUGUACAAAAUAAAAUAGAAGGCAAUGUCUUCUGUUUUGACACAAAGAAGAAUUUAUGCCCAUUUAAGAAUACAUUAAAAAAAAGACAA